Molecule: messenger RNA, 772 nt
Organism: Drosophila bipectinata
Lineage: Eukaryota; Metazoa; Arthropoda; Insecta; Diptera; Drosophilidae
Gene: Capa
Product: cardio acceleratory peptide capability
Source: RefSeq, a predicted model, not a curated record
GUUACCGGGAGAACACCACAGAAAAUAAGAAAUUUUUGUUAAAUUGAACAUUUUGGAUUUAAAAAUUUCCUUUAAAAUGAAAUUCAUUCUAAGUAUGUCGAACUUGGUCAGCGCUAUAUUGGUGUUUGUUUUACUGGCAGAGUUCAGUGCAGCUGAGCUGGAGCAUGAUAAGAACAGACGAGGCGCUAACUUGGGGCUGUAUGCGUUCCCGCGUGUUGGUCGCGGAGAUCCCAGCUUUGGGAACAGUCUGCGCGACGGAUUAGAUGCCGCGGCCCUCGAUGGCAUUUACGCAGAUGCCUCCCAGGAGGAUUAUAAUGAGUCGGAAUUCCAAAAGCGGGCCAGUGGCCUAGUAGCUUUUCCUCGAGUGGGACGCGGGGAUGCUGAGCUGCGGAAGUUUGCUCACCUGUUGGCCCUGCAACAGGUCCUGGACAAGCGCACAGGACCCAGUGCCUCGUCGGGCCUUUGGUUUGGUCCCCGGCUGGGCAAGCGAAGUGUCGACCCCAAGUCCUUCGCCGAAGGCACCAAGGGUCAAAAGGAAUUCAAUUAAAUGUAGAAACCGCACUCGGAUCGAACACUCUCUGGAUGAUAAAGCACAUCACUUUUUGUACAUCAAUGAAUCGAAGCUUCUAAUUGAAUAUUGUAACGGGUAUAUAACGAAUAUGUUUUUUGGUUAAAUCAGGGCUGGUGAGAGCUACUAUUAAAGUCUUUGUGUGUUUUCAUUCCUGCAAUCUUAAAUUAUGUAAAUACAAUAAACACAAUAACAUAACCUGCA